Molecule: messenger RNA, 5116 nt
Organism: Poeciliopsis prolifica (blackstripe livebearer)
Lineage: Eukaryota; Metazoa; Chordata; Actinopteri; Cyprinodontiformes; Poeciliidae
Gene: hephl1b
Product: hephaestin-like 1b
Exons: 20
Coding region: 87-3377 (1096 amino acids)
Biological process (GO): iron ion transport
Cellular component (GO): plasma membrane
Molecular function (GO): copper ion binding; ferroxidase activity
Source: RefSeq, a predicted model, not a curated record
CCUGGACGCACUUCAGUCUCUCUGCCGAGGUUUCACUUGUUCCUCUGAGCUUCCUUCUCGUCAGCGCACAGAGGUCACCUCCUAACAUGGCUCGGAGACCCUGGCUCUUGCUAAGUAAUUUCUUGUUUGUUCUCUCGUUUGGCGCGGAAGGGGCAUACAGCAGGGAGAGAGUUUACUUUAUCGGAAUCAUAGAGGACGACUGGUCUUACGCACCGAGUGAGAAAAAUCUACUGAACGGCCAAAACAUCGAAGAUGACGAACAUGCAUCUAUUUUCCUGGAAAGAGGGAAAUACCGCAUUGGCAGUACCUACAAGAAAGCAAUGUACAGAGAGUACACAGACGCCACCUACAGCCACCUGGCGGCCAGGCCAGAUUGGCUUGGUUUUCUAGGACCCAUAUUGCGAGCUGAGGUUGAUGAUGUCAUCAUAAUUCACCUAAAAAACUUUGCUAACAGGAGCUACUCCAUUCACCCUCAUGGACUUUUCUACGAGAAGAACACAGAAGGAGCUCUUUAUCCAGACAAGACACACAGUGAUUUGAAGGAGGAUGACUCUGUCCCUCCAGGGGGCAACUACACUUACCGCUGGGAGGUAAGACCGAGGUUUGCCCCCACAAACGAUGACGCCAACUGCCUGACUUGGGUCUAUCACUCCCAUAUUGAUACUCCAAAGGAUAUUGCUUCAGGCCUCAUUGGACCUCUCAUCACAUGCAAGAAAGGAAUUCUGAAGAAUCCUGGAAGACACGUUUCAGAGUCGGCCCGCAAGGAUGUCGAUCAGGACAUCUAUUUGUUGUUCAGUGUGAUGGAUGAAAACCUGAGCUGGUACCUGGAAGACAACAUUGAGAGAUGCUUGGAACCAGAUAAGGUCUCUUUAGACGAUCCAGAGUUUGAAGAGUCAAACUUGAUGCAUGCUAUAAACGGGUACACAUUUGGCAAUCUGCCUGGUAUUAAGCUCUGCCAGCACCGGCCUGUAGCCUGGCAUUUAUUUGGGAUGGGUAACGAAGUGGAUAUCCACAGUGCUUUUUUCCAUGGAAACACUCUGCUGGACCGAGGCCACCGCACUGACACCAUCAGCCUGUUUCCAGCCACGUUUGCUACUGCUACAAUGGUCCCAAAAAUGAGAGGAAAGUGGCUGCUGAGCUGCCAGGUUAAUGACCACUUACAAGCUGGCAUGCAGGCCUUUUACGAAGUGAUGUCAUGUGACUCUUCGUCUGGCAGCACAACAAUACCUGGUGUUGUCAGAAAUUUCUACCUGGCAGCAGAGGAAGUCCAGUGGAACUAUGCUCCCUCAGAAAAGAAUUUGAUUAAAAACACAUCGCUUACUGAAAAGGGCAGUGCAUCAGAGGUGUUUUUUAGCCGAGAUAACGGAACAAUUGGAGGUACCUAUGUAAAAGUAAUAUACAAAGAGUACACAGACAAUACCUUCACCCAUGUCAAAGCAUCACCCUCCGAUCAUGGACUCUUGGGUCCUGUUCUGAGGGCAGAAGAGGGAGAUAUUCUAAGAGUGACAUUCCAGAACAAGGCUAAUAAAAGCUACAGCAUUCACCCUCAUGGACUUCACUAUGAGAAACAUUUUCAGGGAACCAGCUAUGAAGAUGGUUCUGACAAUCCAGGGUCACAUGUUGACCCGGGUAAGGAAUUUGUCUACACUUGGCGGGUGCUGGAAGGCCCGUCGUCAUCCGAUUCUCCCUGUAUUCCCUACAUGUACUACUCCGCCACGGAUCCUGUCAGGGAUACCAACUCUGGAUUAGUUGGACCGCUACUUGUGUGUAAACGAGGAGCGCUGGGGAAGAAUGGAAUCCAGAAGGGGGUUGACAAGGAGUUUUUCCUCCUUUUCUCUGUCAUGGAUGAAAACUUGAGCUGGUAUUUGGAUGAAAACAUCAAGCUUUUCGGCAGUGCUGAGACAGAUGUAGAAGACGAGAACUUUGUGGAGAGCAACAAAAUGCAUGCUGUAAAUGGACUCAUGUACGGGAACCUUCCGGGGCUGGAAAUGUGUGCCGAGGACAAUGUUAUGUGGUACACCUUUGGGCUUGGUACAGAGGCAGACAUACACGGAGUGUAUUUUGAGGGAAAUACCUUCAAGAAACAGAGCACUACACGUGAUACAGUCAACCUGUUUCCCCACACUACUGCAGCUCUCUCCAUGCAGCCAAAUAAUCACGGUUUGUUUGAGGUGGACUGCAGAACAACAGAUCACUUCUCAGCUGGCAUGAGGCACCUUUACAAAGUCAAACCUUGCAAGGGCAAAACAAUUCAUGCCUCACACUCAGCCCCUACCAGAAUUGUGAAGUAUUAUAUCAGUGCAGAGGAAAUUGAAUGGGACUACUCACCCACAAGAGACUGGGAGCUGGAGAAACACAAAACAGAUCCAGAGAAGAGUCCAGGCAAUAUAUUUGUGGGUAAAGGGGAGAACAAGAUUGGCUCCCAGUAUAAGAAGGUAGUGUAUCGUGAAUACACAGAUGAAACCUUCAAAAAUCAGAAGCCCCGGCAGGAACACUUGGGCAUCUUGGGUCCGAUAAUCCACGGAGAGGUGGGAGAGCAGAUUCUGAUUAUAUUCAAAAACAAAGCCAGUCGGCCUUACUCCAUCACACCACACGGAGUCAAGGCCAGUGGUUCACACAUUGCUGUUCAACCUGGCCACAUUCUUGAGUUGACUUGGGAUAUUCCUGAAAGCUCUGGCCCAACAAAUUCAGAUCCUAACUGCAUUACUUAUGCUUACUUCUCAUCAGUUGACUACAUCAAGGAUCUCUUUAGUGGUCUUCUUGGGCCCCUGGUGAUAUGCAGGCCUGAAACUCUGCACCAUGGCAAGUUGGGCGACAGACAAAGGCGAGAUAUAGACAGGGAGUUCGCGCUGCUGUUUUUGGUGUAUGAUGAAAACCAGUCCUGGUAUUUGGAUGACAACAUUAAGACAUACCUUGGCGUUGAUCCUGGAACAUUUAAGAAAGAUGAAGACUUUGAGGAGAGCAACUUGAUGCACGGAAUUAAUGGCAGACUGUAUGGUAACCUCCAUGGUCUGGUGAUGAAGGAGAAUGAGAAAGUCGACUGGUAUCUACUUGGCAUGGGCAAUGAAGUAGACAUGCACACAGUUCACUUUCAUGCCGAAACCUUCAUCUACAGGACGGAGCAUGUGCAUCGUGCAGAUGUUUUCGAUUUGUUCCCUGGAACGUUCCAGACUGUUGAGAUGGUGGCGGAAAACCCAGGGACAUGGCUGCUCCACUGUCAUGUGUUUGACCACAUCCACGGAGGCAUGGAGACCACUUAUACAAUAAAAGCUACAGAAAGGCACUUGCCAGCUACAGCACCAGAACAUAAAGUCAGUUUCAAGACCCUGCUGUUCGCAUCUGGAUUCGGUCUACUAGUCAGAAGAAUUUAUAGAUAAGGGACAGACGAUUGACAAUUAUGGUCAAUAAUGCACCUUUCUUUUGAUUACUUAAUGUAAUCAAAACUAUGUAAGAUAAUGCAUAGUAGAUUGUAUUGUGUAUGUUAUGUCAACCACUGGAUGGUCAUGCCUAUUUCAAUAACGGGAUGGUAUUUUUGAAUUGUGCACUGUCAAUUCAUUAUUUAAAAAGAGAGAUGUUGAACCAAAUAUUUUAAGUUGGUUUUGAAUGUAUGGGUAAAUCUAUUUCUUCAAGCUGUUUUGUACUCUCGAUUUGUUUUUGACAAAAAGAAAGACCAGUGUUUUUUUGUUUUUCUUUUUUGACUUCUGCAUGUGAGCAUCUCUUACUACCACAAGGUGGUGAUCAUUCAUGCAUCCAUUCAGUCUGGAAACAAAUGGAAAGUUUUGUUUAAAUGGGGAACAAGAAACUAGUGCUGUAGUUUUAAACCAAACUUCAUUCAAGCCAUGUGUUGUUUUUCAUGAGGUGCAUUUUGUUUCUAAUUUAGUUAUUAACUGAAAUUACAUUUUAACCUUGGUAAAGUGCUCAUGUUUUGGUUACACAACGACUGUUUGUGAGUCUGGUGGACUUGCUGAAUUUUACUGUUGAAAUUCAGCACAAAAUAAAGGUUUUACUUUAAAAAUUCAAAACACAUUUUCCUUUCAAUUACAUCAACAUAAACAGAAAAAAAUGUUGAUUUUUGCCUUUAGACUUUAAAAGAAAACUUUAUAAGAAAAAAAAAUGACUCAUUCAUGCUUGCUCUAUGACAAAAACAUCUAAAUUUAUAAAGAACCAAAUGUGAUUGUAGUGUGUCUUAAUCUUAAUAUGGCUAGAAGACUUUAUGUUUUUCCUCAAGAAGUCCAUUAGUUGGUCACCAAACAUUUUCAAACAGGCCUGUAGAUGGAUUUCCUUAUGCCAGACAUCUUAUUAUUCAAAACAAUGAGGCUAAAUAUAUAAAAUCUGAAUUUGGAGAUCUGUAUAACAAGCUUUAUGUCUCCAUGGAGCCCACAGAGCCUGAAAUGUGGGAAAAACUAGUGCCUUGAAAUUUUAAAACUGAUUUUUUUUUUAUUUUUUUAUUUUUAAAGUUCAGAACCUUUAUAUAUGUGCUUAAAUUCCUCCUCUGGUGUCUUCCCUAAUAAACCAGAAAUAUAAUGAGAUGGAUAAACCCUUUGAAGUAAAAAAGUAAUGCACUGUUGAUUAAUUCCAAUCGUGGUCUAUUUGUGUAUGCAAGAUUUUGUGAUAAGAUUGAAUAAUUGUUAAGCCUUUCAUGGGCACUUAUAGUCCCAAGUCUAGCAGAUUGUCCAUCAUCAUUUCCUGAAGCACAAAUACAGGAUGUGAUGGAGGAGUGUUUCUUUACCUUUCAAUCUAACAGUUUUACCUGUGUUCCAGCAGAAAUUAGCAUAUCAGUGUUUAUGUCCCUGUGAUAGCUGUUGUUCACUCAGUGAUUGAUUUGCAUAUUGAUCACAUCAGAUCCAGAGUCCACUGCAAGUUAAGACAAACUCUACCCAAACUGAAAAACAACUUUUCACCAUCAUGGAUUUGUAACCCUUCCAAUUUUCAUGCAAUUCAUUUAAAUUUUAAAAUCUUUAGACAUGAAUAUUAUUGUAUGGAUGUAUAUGAAGAAUUACUGAUGACUGUUUUAUAUAUUUUUAGUCACAAAAUGGGUCAACAUGAACAGGCCUAAUAUUCAGCAUCCAAGAAUAUGUUUAUUGCAUAAAUUAAUACAUUAAACUAUCAAAAACCG